AUGGCUGCCAUCCGACUACGAGAAUUUCAUGAGCGUCGUCCAAUGAUUCCACCCAGCAUAUUCAUUAGUCACCAAGGAAAGGACCUCCAAGGUUACUACCCUGGGCAACUAGCAAGACUGCAUCGUGAUUCCAGUGCAAAGAUACACAAACCACUCAUAGACUUGUCCAUUCCAUCCAAGGCUCCCUAUCAGCCUGAAUUAGACCAACAGACGCUCAUUCAAUACAUCUGCUUUCGAAAACACCAAAAGCCUCCUGAACCAUGGUAUAAGGAAACCACUUACCAAAGAGACUUUUCUCUGCCAUUCUACAAGAUUGGCUGGGAUCAGAAAUUAGCCACAGUUUCAUCAAAUCCUGCACCACUGAAUUCACUACCAGAGAUGUAUCGUUGUCAAGAGAGAAGCAGCCUUGGGAGAGAUGCUUUUAACUAA
Dipodomys ordii (Ord's kangaroo rat) is the source of this 429-nucleotide messenger RNA. It is a transcript of the gene Spmip3, whose product is annotated as chromosome unknown open reading frame, human C1orf100. The transcript is spliced from 4 exons. Bases 1 to 429 code for a protein of 142 amino acids. Lineage: Eukaryota; Metazoa; Chordata; Mammalia; Rodentia; Heteromyidae. The record is from RefSeq and is a predicted model, not a curated record.